Messenger RNA from Oxyura jamaicensis (ruddy duck), 666 nucleotides. RefSeq names its product IQ motif and SEC7 domain-containing protein 2-like. The record is from RefSeq and is a predicted model, not a curated record. Lineage: Eukaryota; Metazoa; Chordata; Aves; Anseriformes; Anatidae. Gene Ontology annotation, biological process: actin cytoskeleton organization; regulation of ARF protein signal transduction. Gene Ontology annotation, molecular function: guanyl-nucleotide exchange factor activity. The transcript is spliced from 4 exons. Bases 16 to 651 code for a protein of 211 amino acids.
GGGCACCCUGACCCCAUGGGCCGUGGGGAUUGUCCGCCCCGCAGCCAGCGCUACUGCGUGUGUAACGCGCCCCUGCUGCGCCAGUUCCGCAACCCGGACACCAUCUUCAUCCUGGCCUUCGCCAUCAUCCUCCUCAACACUGACAUGUACAGUCCCAGCGUCAAGGCCGAGCGCAAGAUGAAGCUGGAGGACUUCAUCAAGAACCUCCGAGGGGUGGACAACGGGGAGGACAUCCCCCGGGACAUGCUGGUGGGCAUCUACCAGCGCAUCCAGAGCCGGGAGCUGCGUACCAACGACGACCACGUCUCCCAGGUCCAGGCCGUCGAGCGCAUGAUCGUCGGCAAGAAGCCGGUGCUGUCCCUCCCCCACCGGCGCCUGGUGUGCUGCUGCCAGCUCUACGAGGUCCCCGACCCCAACCGGCCUCAGCGCCUGGGGCUGCACCAGCGUGAGGUCUUCCUCUUCAACGACCUGCUGGUGGUGACGAAGAUCUUCCAGAAGAAGAAGAUCCUGGUGACCUACAGCUUCCGCCAGAGCUUCCCGCUCGUUGAGAUGCACAUGCAGCUCUUCCAGAAUGCCUGUGAGCCCCACGGCGCCCCCACGGGGUGGUUCCCCGCCCCACGGCACCCCCAAGGGACGCCCCCCCGCCCGUGAAUCCCACGGGGUCCA